CGCUGCUCUGGGUCGUCGAGCUUGUCCUAGAUCGGUUCUCUCUGGGCUCGCAACAUGUCCUUCUUCGCCAAGUUCCUCACGGGCAGUCUCGUCGGCGGCGGCCUCACCUUGUACUACCAGAACGAGAUCCGCCGUACGAGCGCCUCGCUCUCGUCCGACUUGCGCCAUCUCUCGGACCAGCUCGUGCGCGCCGUUCCCGUCGCACAGCCGAGCGUCGCCCCGCCGGUCGCCCAGGGCCCCGUCAUCCCGCAACGGCUCCCCUUCACCGAGGAGCUCAAGGCCCGGUGGAACGAGCAGCUCGGCAACCUGAUCCACAGCGCCCAGGUGACCGACUGGUCGGCCGUCGCUGGCAACGCUUACUCGUCACUGCGGUCGACGCUCGCCGGCGCCGCCGACGCAGCAAAGGACGCCGCGCCGGCGACGGCAGGUGCAGGGGGGGUCGGUGCGGGAGUUGGCCCGAGCUUGAGCGGUGGGCAGGUGGGGCCGUCGACGCCCGAGACGCGGUAUGGAGCGGGGCUGCCGGCAGAGAGGGAGGUCAAGGGCCCGAGGAGCGAGGCGACGGUGGACAAGGCGGUCGAGGGCAAGCCGCUCGCGGUCAAGGAGGGCAAGCGCUGGGUCUAGUCUUGCCGCAGAUUUGCAACAAGCGUCUGUGCAAGGUGCAGCCG
Messenger RNA from Rhodotorula graminis WP1, 665 nucleotides. RefSeq lists its product as uncharacterized. The transcript is spliced from 4 exons. The annotation marks the transcript as partial. The record is from RefSeq and is a predicted model, not a curated record. Lineage: Eukaryota; Fungi; Basidiomycota; Microbotryomycetes; Sporidiobolales; Sporidiobolaceae.